CUCAUCUAACUACAAGCAUAUGCUUCAUAAGAACAAUACCUAAUUACUAUUUUAAUAGGUUAUACUAAAGGUUUUAAUUAGUCCAUCAAAACAUUAGAAUCACUAAUCAUUUAUACAAUAAAUAAUAAUUUUGUCAGCAGUAGGAGAAUACACUUUAUCGAAAGUGAUUGGUGGAGAGCGUGGUAUUUGGUGCUCACUGAUUGGUCGAGAGUUCUUCCGUGGACUUGUUCCAUUGGUCGACAGUUAGUCUAUAGGCCGGUGUUAUCCUGGCGGUCAUUAGUUACGAGUUGAGUAGUUGUGUGUAUUUGAUACCGGUCGCGAAAAGGUUAAAUAACGUUUAAUCUGGUCAAGGGACAAAUAUGAAGAAGUUAAUAUUUUUAGGUUUAGGAUUGUUGUUCCUUUUAGGAACAACAAAAGCUGAGGAAACUGUGGAGGAUGAUUUGGGAGCUAGCAGAGAAGGUUCUAGAACAGAUGAACAGGUUGUUGAAAGAGAAGAAAAUGCUAUUAAACUUGAUGGACUCAAUGUAGCUCAGUUAAAAGAAUUACGCGAAAAAGCAGAAAAAUUUGCUUUUCAGGCAGAGGUCAAUCGUAUGAUGAAACUUAUUAUUAAUUCUCUCUAUCGCAAUAAGGAGAUCUUCUUGAGGGAAUUAAUAUCUAAUGCUUCUGACGCACUUGACAAAAUUAGAUUACUUUCACUGACAGAUACCUCUGCGUUAUCAGCAACUGAAGAACUUUCAAUUAAAAUUAAGGCUGACAAGGAAGGAAAAGUUCUUCACAUUACCGAUACUGGUAUCGGUAUGACAAAGAACGAUCUCAUCAAUAACCUUGGAACUAUUGCUAAAUCUGGCACAGCUGAAUUCCUUAGUAAACUACAAGAUGAAGGAACAUCAGCUCAGGACACAAUGGAUAUGAUUGGUCAAUUUGGUGUUGGAUUUUAUUCCAGUUUUCUAGUUGCUGACCGUGUGAUUGUAACUACAAAGCAUAAUGAUGAUGUACAACUUAUCUGGGAAUCUGAUGCUGGAAGCUUUAGCAUAACAGAAGAUCCAAGAGGAAACACACUCAAGCGAGGAACUCAAAUCAGCCUUUUCUUGAAAGAUGAAGCUACAGACUAUCUAGAAGUUGGAACUUUAAGGAACCUUGUUAAAAAAUAUUCCCAGUUCAUUAAUUUCCCCAUCUUUCUCUGGGCGGACAAGACUCUCACUGUGGAAGAGCCCAUUGAAGAAACUGAAGAAGAGGAUAAAAGCAAAAAAGAUGAAGCUGAAGAAGAUGUUGGUGUUGAAGAGGAAAAGGAAGAAAAGCCAAAAACAAAAUCUGUACAAAAAACAGUUUGGGAAUGGGAACGUCUCAACGAUCACAAACCUAUCUGGACUAGAAAACCAAGCGAUGUAACUGAAGAAGAAUACGACGAGUUCUACAAAGCGUUAACAAAAGACAAAUCCAAACCUUUCGCACAUGUCCACUUUGUUGCUGAAGGUGAAGUCAGCUUCAAAUCACUUCUUUAUGUGCCAGAAGCUCAACCUGCAGAUUCAUUCAAUAGAUAUGGCACUGCUUCUGAUAAUAUUAAGCUAUAUGUUAGAAGAGUAUUUAUUACUGAUGAAUUCACGGAUUUACUCCCUAAAUAUUUGGCUUUCCUGCAAGGUAUUGUUGACUCUGAUGAUCUACCUCUGAAUGUCUCAAGAGAGACUCUGCAGCAACAUAAGCUUUUAAAAGUAAUUAAGAAAAAAUUAAUAAGGAAAGCUCUGGACAUGUUCAAGAAGCUCAGCCCUGAAGAUGCAAAGAAAUUUUGGAAAGAGUACUCCACUAACAUCAAAUUGGGAAUAAUAGAAGACCCUGCUAACCGAUCCCGUUUGGCAAAACUUCUCCGUUUCGGAUCUUCUGCUGAUCCAAAGGAAAUGACUACUCUUGCUGAAUAUGUCUCACGUAUGAAGCCAAAGCAGGAGCAUAUCUAUUACAUGGCUGGUUCUUCAAGGACUGAGGUUGAAUCAUCCCCAUUUGUUGAGAGGCUGCUGAAGAAAGGUUAUGAAGUUUUGUUUCUCGUUGAAGCUGUUGAUGAGUAUACUAUUGCCGCUCUUCCAGAAUUUGAAGGAAAGAAAUUCCAAAAUCUAGCUAAAGAAGGUUUUACUCUUCCUGGUGAUAGCAAAUUCCUUGAAAUUGCUAAAGAGAAAUUUGAACCUUUAAUGAAAUGGCUUUCUGAAAAUGCUCUUAAAGAUAAGAUAUCAAAGGCUACCAUCUCUGAGAGGUUAACUGAUUCACCAUGUGCACUUAUCGCUCCAAUGUUCGGUUGGUCUGGAAACAUGGAAAGACUUGCUAUUUCCAAUGCUCACCAGAAAGCUGAUGGUGCGGAGAGGUCAUAUUACUUGAAUCAGAGGAAAGCUCUGGAAGUCAACCCACGUCAUCCAGUAAUGAGGCAUCUUUUAACUCGGGUCUUAGAUGAUCCGGAGGAUGCUAAAGCAAAGGAUAUAGCUGUUAUGUUAUUUAGAACUGCAACCUUGAGGUCUGGUUAUAUGUUGCAAGAAACAGCUGAAUUCGCUAAAGGUGUCGAGUCAAUGUUAAGGCAGUCUCUAGGCAUCUCUGCGGAUGAGCCUAUUGAGGAAGAAGAAGAGGAAGAUGAAACAAAUGAAGUGAACCAAGAUGAGAAUGAGACUUUUGCGGAUGAAGAUGCUGACAACAAAGAUGAAGAUCAUGAUGAAUUGUAGUUGAGCACACUGUGAUUUAAGUUUAAUUUAUUUUGUGUAAUCAAAUAAUUUAUUAAAACUGUUGAAUAACUUCAGCAGUGGAAGAACUGAUUAUUUGUUAGGAUCUAAUCUUAGCAAUUCAUCCAUUGUUCAUUUAUUUACACUCUCGUAUUUAAUUGAAAACGCGCUGGUAAUCUCACUGAGUGUUUCUGUAAAGAAAUAGGACAUUAUUCUUAGGGAACUUCAUUACCUGCUUAAUUAUUAAGUAUUGAGACAAAAGAUAUUCAAACUUCUUAAACUUAGUUUUGAGUUAUUUAUAAGUUUGGAUAAGGAUAAAUAAAUAAGCCUAUUAAUUGGCUAUUGACUGAUAAAGUCUUGUAUAUAAAGUAAAUGUUCAUAAGAUAUAUUAAGCUGAAUAGUUUUAUGUAAAUUUGUGAAGAUUCAUUUUUGUAUUGUAAUGGAUAAAAUACUUAUAAAAUGCCAUUUAUUCAGACUUUUUUAAUUAGUUCCUCAACUCCUUUAAAUUUUAUGUAACUAUUAAAGAAAACUGCAUUUUCUGAUCUAUUGCAGAUCAGCCAACAUUGAGCUGCUGAUUGUCUCAACAUCUUAAUAAACUUGUGAUAAAUUUUAUGUUUAUAGAAUAAUAAAACUGUCCUGAAAUCGUAUCUCUUUA
Nezara viridula (southern green stink bug) is the source of this 3348-nucleotide messenger RNA. Lineage: Eukaryota; Metazoa; Arthropoda; Insecta; Hemiptera; Pentatomidae. The record is from the annotation of a GenBank genome assembly.